Molecule: messenger RNA, 1668 nt
Organism: Charadrius vociferus (killdeer)
Lineage: Eukaryota; Metazoa; Chordata; Aves; Charadriiformes; Charadriidae
Gene: MAFG
Product: v-maf avian musculoaponeurotic fibrosarcoma oncogene homolog G
Exons: 2
Coding region: 29-517 (162 amino acids)
Biological process (GO): regulation of transcription by RNA polymerase II; regulation of epidermal cell differentiation
Cellular component (GO): nucleus
Molecular function (GO): DNA-binding transcription factor activity, RNA polymerase II-specific; RNA polymerase II cis-regulatory region sequence-specific DNA binding
Source: RefSeq, a predicted model, not a curated record
AGAACCUGAUUGACAAGGCUGUCGUGUUAUGACGACCCCCAACAAAGGAAACAAGGCCUUGAAGGUGAAGCGGGAGCCAGGCGAGAAUGGGACCAGCUUGACAGAUGAGGAGCUGGUGACCAUGUCUGUGCGGGAGCUGAACCAGCAUUUGCGGGGCCUGUCGAAGGAGGAGAUCAUCCAGCUGAAGCAGCGUCGGCGCACGCUGAAGAACCGGGGCUACGCGGCCAGCUGCAGAGUCAAGCGUGUUACCCAGAAGGAGGAACUGGAGAAGCAGAAGGCAGAGUUGCAGCAAGAAGUGGAGAAGCUGGCCUCCGAGAACGCCAGCAUGAAAAUGGAACUCGAUGCUCUCCGCUCCAAAUACGAGGCUCUCCAGAACUUCGCCAGAACCGUGGCCCGGAGCCCCGUGACCCCUGCGCGGGGGCCUCUCACCUCCAGUAUGGGGCCCCUCGUCCCUGGCAAGGUUGCUACUACUAGUGUCAUCACGAUAGUGAAAUCCAAAACGGACGCCCGGUCUUAGUGAAGCGAGCGUUGCCUGAGCUUGUCUGUGCAGGGCAAUUAGGCACAAAACCAGCCUGGAAUCCCCAAAGCACAAACCCUCCCCACACGGGUCUGGGUUCCUUCUACUUGGCCCAGGACUGGCCUGCUGAUCACUCCAGUUUUAUUUUGUUGUGUCCAGAUUGGUAUGAGCAGUGGUGAUGCGUCCCUUGUCCUGUGCAGACAGAGCCUCCCACCCAGCGGUCUGUAGCCCUCGGGCGCCCGUGGGACAGACUGCAAGAUUUUGGUUUUCCAGCCAAAGAAAGUCUGUGCAGCGUGGCCGACGGCAGGGCGGCAGAGGGGCUUGGGGAAGGUCCGUAGGGAGGCUUUCUUCCUGGGGGCCGGGAACCCUGGUUUUCGGUCACUUCCAAAGGCUUUAUUUCAUUACUCUUCCAGGUGGUGCAUCUCGGCGCCUAACUGCCCGGCGCCCGAACCUGCUGCUUUUGUCUCAUUUGGUACCCGUAGUCACAGUUGGGGUGUUCUGUGUAAUAGGUUUUUAUUCCUUUCUAGGUGUGCCUCUGUGCCCUAACAGUGGGUUUCCUUCAGACGUCCGUUGCGUUAGCCGUGUAAACUAGCAGUGGUGGAAAGGAAGAUGCUGUCGUGCCCUGCUGCCUCUGCCCCAGCAGGGGGGAAGGAGCCGGGACGGGGCCCUUGCAGGGGCCCAGCACCCCAGGGGAGGGAGGGAGGGAAGGUACCGUGUUGACUGCAGGCCGGUUUUGUGCCUAAUGUGUUGCACUGAACAAGACCAAAAUCACUAGUUGUUCCCGUGUUUUGAGGGUAUCAAGUGUCUCUAGUGUGAUGGUUUACACAACCAGUUUAUGUGGUUAAAUAGCCCUUUAUUUAAAGAGAGAAACAUCAUUUUAAGAGUUAUUAAAUUAUCUAAGUUUAAAAUUAAAAUCAGACAGAAGAGAGAGCGUAUUUAUAGUCAGCUUUUUUAUCUGAGAGGGCGAGAAUAUUUGACCAUAUGGAUGGGGAAAUAUUCUCGGAGACUUUGCUAGUUAAAAGUUAAUAAAUAAAUAAUUUUAAAGUUUCUCAUGAACCUCCCGCAAACUGUUUGUGGCUCUGAGGUUAGUUUUUAUAAAGAGUUAUCAGACUUUAUUUAUAAAACUUAGAAAAAGACAAAAAAAGAGGCAA